This is a messenger RNA of Linum trigynum, 2594 nucleotides long. The record is from the annotation of a GenBank genome assembly. Lineage: Eukaryota; Viridiplantae; Streptophyta; Magnoliopsida; Malpighiales; Linaceae.
AUUUCUGGACCAAAACCGCAUUUUGGCCAAGCGGUUUUAGGUCUGACCUACAGAAACCGCUUGGCCGAGGUGCGGUUUUGGCCUGACCUAUUAAAACCGCAUCAUGAAGGUGCGGUUUGUUUCUCCCAAACAAAACCGCACCCUCAUGGUGCGAUUUUGCCAUACAAACUGCACCUUGGAGGUGCGGUUUUGGUCAAUCAAUUUCUGACAUACCAUGCAGACGUAACAGACGUGGGUCUGCAUGGGCCUGCAUGGCAGACGAAAACCGCACAUCUAAGGUGCGGUUUUCAUCAGUGAUUUUGCCUAUAAAAGGCCUCCCGGACAACCACUUCUCUUCACACCUCUCCUUCUCCCUUUUCAAUUUUCUGUUCUAGCUCUAUAUUUCUUUAGUAGUUUUGAGAUUAACGUUAACGCGUAAGUUUAUUUAGUAUUACUUUUUAUUGUUAUUUUUUAUUUUUGAUUUUUAUGAUAUUAACUGAACUACGAUUUUAUCGCAGAUGGCAUUCCAAAAGUUCACGCUUGGCUUACGGUGGAAUGGUUACACGGAAGAGACCGGAAAGGGGGUCACCUACGUAGGUGGCAAUUUUCAGAAGAUAAAGAUCGCUACCAGACCGCUGCUUGAAGACCUCCAUCAAAUGUGCACUAACGUUACUUGCAUGGAUGGCACGAGAAGAGUUGAUCGUAUGGUGUACCGAUAUCCAAACAGAGAAAGUGGGUCAUUGUGGCAUGAGGAAUAUCUCAUAACCACUCAGGAUGAGGUAGAUGCCAUGCUCGAAUUCAUGAGGUCCAACAAUCUUUCCAAAGCCGAGAUGUUCGUUUACACCGAGCCGGUCGUAGGCGUUGGAGGUUUCUGCUUUUAGGUAGAAUCGCGCUUUUGACUGCAUUGCUUUUAUAUGAUCCAAACCUAUUAAAAUGCUAUUAAUUAUCCAAAUCUUUCGUAAUGCAUCAAAAUAUUAGCCAUUUUUACGUUAUCGUUAAUAAUUUUGUAACUCUUUUCUUAGUUAAAAUACGAAAUUUUUGGAAUGUUGACCUUCAUGUGUCUCUUCCAAGUCAGUAUCAUAUUGUCAAGUCAAUAUUACUAACAAAAUAGCUAACUGAAAGUUAACAUUUGGCUAAUUCUUAGUAUUUCGAUAGGUUUGGAUAAUAUAAAAGAAUCUGAAAAGGUUUGGAUAAAAAAUAGAUAUUGCCCUAAAAAAACACAAACACAAAACAAAACAAAACAAAUAAAGGCUAAACUAAAAAUUCAAUGGUUUUCUACUAGUUAGCAAGGUUCCCCGGCAACGACGCCAAAAAGCUUGAUCACAUUCAUUUGUGUAGAUUAUUGUCAAUGGUUAACACGUGUCAAUAACUACCCCAUCCUAGGCCAAGUUUAACCUAGAAUGGCGUUGUCAUAUAGUGGCAAUCAAGCUCGUAUUCACUCGAGUGUCGAUACCCUAGCCUACUUCCCAUGUUAUUGUUAUCUAGCCGAUCGCUUUAAGGGUUUGUGUUAGAGGAUUCGAGCAAACUAACUAGUUAAGAGAGUAAAUAAAUAUAAAAGCAGGCACUUCGGGGAACUAUCCCUCACAAUAGCCAAGAACUACUAUGAAAUGUCUAGAUAAUUAGGGUUUGUCGAAUGUGGUGAGUGAUAUCUUUUCGUGGGCUUUUGUGGUUAUCCACACGCCUCCGAGUAUGCCUCCCCUAAACCCAUGUAAGUCACCUAGAUCUAGGCUAUUAUAUCUGGGGCAUUAAGAAUAUAGCUUCUUUCAAUGGGUACUACCCACCGUCCACACCGAGGUUUUAUCCCAAGUUAUAUCUAGGAAGGCAUCCCAUGGCAGAGGUUCGGUUGCCUCGUCCACCAUAGGAUCCUAUUCAUACAUCUAUCCUCAAUUUUCAUGAUGGUUCAUACCUUUCUAACCCUAAAACUUAAUACCAGUGUAGAAGUUCAAGUAGGCUAGUAGAGAAGAUUAGGGAGACUUACUCAAACACAAUCUAGAAAAGCAUUCAAAUCAAGUAGAUAAACACAUUUAUUAAAACCCUAAAAUAUCCAUUCAUUACACAAUAACCCUAAAACUAGGGUUUGGGGUUUAGAACCCCUAGUACCUUAGAGGACUACUCCAGAAAAGAAGGAAGAAGAUACAUAGAAGAGGUUGAAGAAGACUAGAGGUUGAAGAAGAUAUCGAUGAAUGAUAUUUUAUCGGAUAGCAUCCGAUAUACAGUUCCCCAGCUGCUGCCCUCCACCAACUCUUGACUCAUUGCUGUUGCUAAAUUCCUUCCACUUCAGCAUUGACUUUGCCAUGUCAGAGUCAACUGAUAUUUGAAAUAAUAGAAAGUGAACGAUUUGUCUAUUAUAUUGUUUUUGCAAAAGUUUUGACUAUUAUUUUGUUUAAGAUGAAAAUUUUGACCAUAUUAUAUUUUUAUCUAGAUAAAAACAAACAAGGAUGUAGAACAAUCAUGGUUGUCAAGCCGAUGACAUUCCGGCCGGUACCCGUUACGAAAGCGGCUGAAAUGCCUCCAGUAUGAUCGAUUUCCUCCUUUAUACAAAACUAUGUCGUUUUGAUUAAUUUAAUUAACAAAAAUAUAAUUUUUGAUUUGUAUAUUAAAUUUGAAAGUUAAAU